GUUAAUACAAACGUAUACCCAAAAAAAAAAAAAUCAUGGUAAGCACCCUAACAUGCCUAAUUGUAAUGAGCCACACAUUUUAGCUUAAACAAGCCAUGUUAGGAGUUGAGUUUUAUUGUCAAAAAUCACGCUUGUCAUAACUCUUCGCAGUUUGAGCUGAUUAGUUGGUCCAUUUUACCUCAAAAAUGUGGAACUGCUAAUGUUUCAACAGCUGUAAAGUUUUAAUAAUGCCCUAUCUCACAAAUUCAACCCAAAACAUUAAAAGAAGUAUUAAUAUUAUGAAAACAAUUGAAUUUUAUACAUUGUUCUUUUUAAAUUUUUUUUUUUAUUACCAGUUUCCAGAUUAAUAAAAAGUUGUAAAAUUUAGUUAAGGUGGGGUUUCUGAAAAUAUAGAUUCUGAUAAAGGUUUUAAAAAAUAACUUAAAGUAUAAAUUGGCAUGAUAGGCCCAUAUAUAUACAGUAUAUAAACCGUUAAUGAUUACCCUCUUUGGGAUAUAUAACCAGCAGGAGGCGCUGGUUUUCACAGACCGGCUGCAGUAAACAGUUUCCGCUUUUAGAUGACACAGUGACAGAGCCGAAUUUCAAAAUGUACAAGUUCAUAAAGAUUGUAUUUAUUAGCGUGUUUAUUACAAUACUGGCUGUUUUCAGCAUUGCGUCCAUCAGGACGUUUUCCUUGGACGUAAAUGCAGGACUGCAACUCGCACAAUGGGAAAAGACCAACAACAUGUCGCUGGUCAUAGACCACCAUCAGAGAGAGGAGCUGCUAGCAAAGUUUAAAGAGGCGAUCCGAAUCCCUACAGUGUCCUCAGAGACGGAAAUCAACACCACAGCUCUCAAUCACUUUGGAGAGCUCCUCCGUAAAGCUUUCCCCACAGUUUUCUCCUCAAGUUUGGUUCAACAUGAGUUGGUGGCUAAUUACAGCCACCUGUUCUAUGUGCGAGGAUCCCAGCCUGACUUGGUUCCAUAUAUGCUGCUGGCCCACAUUGAUGUAGUACCUGCCACCGAGUCAGAUGGCUGGGAGGCUCCGCCUUUUUCUGCCAAAGAGAUAGAUGGCUUCAUCUAUGGUAGAGGCACCAUAGACGACAAGAACUCUUUAAUGGCCAUACUUCAAGCCUUGGAGUACCUACUAAUUAAAGGCUAUGCUCCCCGAAGGGGGUUUUACAUUGGUUUUGGUCACGAUGAAGAGGUCAGAGGUUACAAUGGAGCUAUGAACAUCGUUCGCCUGCUGAAGCAGCGAAAUGUGGAGCUAUCAUUUGUGCUGGAUGAGGGCCUGGCUGUAAUGGAUGGAAUCAUCCGUGGCUUGGAAGGACCUGCCGCCCUAAUUGGACUGAGUGAAAAAGGCUCGGCCAACGUGAAGCUCUCUGUGUCUAUGACUCCUGGUCACUCCUCAAUACCUCCUAGGGAGUCCAGUAUUGGGAUUUUGUCUGCAGCAAUAAAAAGACUGGAGGACAACCCCAUGCCGAGACUGUUUGGUCUCGGACCUGAACGGGAAACUUUUGAGCAUCUGGCCCACAAGUUUUCACUUCCACUGAAGUUUGUGAUGUCAAAUUUGUGGCUGUUCUCUUCGGUCCUCUCCAGGAUAUUUGAAAGAAAGCCAGACAUGAAUGCUUUUGUGAGAACAACCACAGCAGUCACCAUGUUUAACGCUGGAGUCAAGGUGAAUGUCAUCCCUUCUUAUGCUGAAGCUUAUGUAAAUCUGCGGAUUCACUCAGCGCAGACGUUACAGGAGGUCAUGGGCCUCGUUGAGGCGACAGUCGGGGACCCCCGAGUGAAAGUGGAGCUUGUUGAUGGCUUUGACCCUCUGCCAGUCAGCUCUGCUGAUGAAAGGUCCUUUGGCUUUCAGAUCAUCAAGAAAACUGUUCUGGAUGUGUUUCCAACGGUGACAGUAGCUCCAGGGAUCUGUAUCGGUAACACCGACAGCCGCCACUUCAAAGAACUCAGCAAAGACAUUUAUCGUUUCUCUCCUAACUGGUUUAAACCUGGCGAUAUUCAAAGGUUUCAUGGGAUUAAUGAAAGAAUUUCCAAAAAGAACUACGAGGAAAUGAUUCAGUUUUACUUCCGUCUGAUUCAAAACUGUGACACCAAGAAGCUUCCAGAGCCACACAGCUCCUUGCAUGAAUUAUGAGCCGUUAUGAAAUCACUUCUUUUUUAGUUUUUGAUGCUGCUUAAAUGGAAAUAACUUGAUCAAUUUCAAUGGAUUUUUUUAUUGUUCUUUGACUAAAAUUGAUCAGUAAAUAGAAUAGCUUACCUGUCUUGUUAGAUUUCAAAGACAAUACUAGAGAAAAUUGCAUUUCCUGCGGAA
Messenger RNA from Oryzias melastigma (Indian medaka), 2302 nucleotides. It is a transcript of the gene pm20d1.2, whose product is annotated as peptidase M20 domain containing 1, tandem duplicate 2. Gene Ontology annotation, biological process: amino acid metabolic process. The transcript is spliced from 13 exons. Gene Ontology annotation, molecular function: hydrolase activity, acting on carbon-nitrogen (but not peptide) bonds, in linear amides. NCBI's taxonomy places the organism in Eukaryota, Metazoa, Chordata, Actinopteri, Beloniformes, Adrianichthyidae. The record is from RefSeq and is a predicted model, not a curated record. Bases 587 to 2125 code for a protein of 512 amino acids.